Messenger RNA from Cygnus olor (mute swan), 5658 nucleotides. Its product is annotated as antigen WC1.1-like. Gene Ontology annotation, cellular component: membrane. The record is from RefSeq and is a predicted model, not a curated record. NCBI's taxonomy places the organism in Eukaryota, Metazoa, Chordata, Aves, Anseriformes, Anatidae. Bases 362 to 2341 code for a protein of 659 amino acids. The transcript is spliced from 11 exons.
AUGUGGCCUCUCUCACCGUCCUUUGUCCCCAGAGUACACAGGGUUCAGGCUGGUGAACGGCAGCACGGCAUGUGCGGGCAGGGUGGAGGUCGAGGUGCUGGGGACGUGGGGGACCCUCUGUGCCUCCCGCUGGGACCUCUCGGACGCCCACGUUCUCUGUCGGCACCUCGGCUGUGGCUUUGCUGAGUCCAUUCCUGGAGGAGGGCAUUUUGGGAGAGCAACCGGCCCCGUCUGGAGAGACUUGUUCCACUGUGACGGGACUGAAGCCCACCUGGGGCAGUGCCCGGUGACUGCCCUGGGGGCCUCGCAGUGCUCCCACGAGAAUGCUGCUGCUGUCAUUUGCUCAGGCCCGGCUCGCCCCAUGUCCCUGCGGCUGGUGGGCGGAGGGAGCCGGUGCGACGGGCGCGUGGAGGUCUUCCAGCACGGGACGUGGGGCAGAGUCCUGGAUGAGCAGUGGGACAUGCAGGAGGCCAGCGUGGUGUGCCGGCAGCUGCAGUGCAGAGAGGCAGAGGCAGCCUACACCCCUACGAGGGCCGAGCGAGGACGGGGCCCCGUGGGGCUGCGCGGGGUGCGGUGCACAGGGCACGAGGCUAACCUGAGCCUCUGCAACACCUCCCUGACUGAGAGCACACCAUCAGCAGGGAUCAUGGAGGACGUGGGGGCCGUGUGCCAGGGGAGCCGGCGGGUCCGGCUGGCGGACGGGGCUGGGCGCUGUGCCGGGAGAGUGGAGAUCUACUACCAGGGGCGCUGGGGCACCGUCUGCGACGACGCCUGGGACCUGGCCGACGCCGAUGUCGUUUGCCACCAGCUGGGCUGCGGAGGGGCCGUGGAGGCAGCUGGGUCCGCUCGGUUUGGGGAGGGCUCCGGGCAGAUCUGGCUGGACGGCGUCAACUGCUCCGGGGCCGAAGCUGCUCUCUGGGACUGCCUUGCUGAGGCCUGGGGGCAGCACAAUUGUGGGCACAAGGAGGAUGCAGGAGUCGUCUGCUCAGAGUUCAUGGCCCUGAGGCUGGAGAACAGUGAUGGCUGCUCCGGGCGCCUGCAGGUUUUCUACAAUGGGACGUGGGGCAGCGUUUGCUCCAACUCGAUGACUACCGAGACGGUGUCACUGGUGUGCAAGGAGCUGGGCUGUGGGAAUGAAGGGAACCAGGAAACAACCUCAAUCUAUGCCAAGCUGCCUGGCACCGCGUGGCUGGAUCAUGUGGAGUGUGGGAAGAGCAACAGCUCCUUCUGGCAGUGUCCCUCUGAUCCCUGGCAUCCACAGUCGUGUGAUGACCUCCGAGAAGAGACCCACAUCACCUGCAAUGAAAGGCCGCAGGUGGCUGCAUGCCCCAACUCCACGAGGUGCACAGACAGGGAGAAGAUCCGCACUGUGGGAGGCAAGGAUGGCUGCUCGGGCAGAGUGGAGGUCUGGCACCGCGGCGCCUGGGGGACGCUGUGUGACAAUGCCUGGGACAUGCGGGAUGCUGAGGUGGCAUGCAGGCAGCUGGGCUGUGGCCCCGCGGUCUAUGCCCUGGGCCAGGCUGCCUUUGGAGAGGGGACGGGCCCCAUCUGGCUGAUGGAGUGCAGGGGGACGGAGCUGUCUCUGCAGGACUGCUGGGCCCAGCCAGGGGACAGCGGUGCCUGCCAGCAUAAGAAAGAUGCGGCUGUGCAUUGCUCAGCUGCACCCAGGACAGCAACACCCCCCUCACAAGCAGUUCCCCCCCGGGGCCCUCUGACCACCACCAGUGAGAGACUCUCGGUGCCUGUCAUCAUCUGCAUCAUCCUGGGGGCCCUCCUCUGCCUGCUCUUGGCCCUCCUGGCUGGGCAGGUGCGAAGCGCCAGGGCUCAGCGCAGAGGCUCCGGGAGAGCAGGGGAGCUCUUCCCUGAGGCCGUGUACGAGGAGAUCGCUUACAGCCUGGCGUGGGAGAAGCAGGCGAGGUUCAGUCUCUCAGAUGUCCCUGUCCUGCCUGGAGGUGACCCAGCAGAUGGCUAUGAUGAUGCCGGGGAGGUUUCUGACCCUGGGGAGGAUCCUGUCCCUGGGCAGGGGGACUGGGAUGUGCCCGGGAUUCCAGAGGAGGGAGAUGGGCCCAGGGAUGCAGCCACAGGGGGAAGCCUGAGCUCCCAGAGAAGUGCUGGGGCCCACGGAGCUGAGGGAGACACCUCGUCCCCCUUCCCGGGAAGCAUGGGUUAUGACGAUGUUGAAGAGGUGUCUCUGGCAUAUCCCCACGAGGACACCCAGGAUGUGUCACCGGAGCCCCAUGCACAAGGGUCCCAAAGCCCCAGGCCAGCAGAGCCCAGCCCUGCCGAGCAGCUGGGUGCAGCCAGGAGGGAGGAGAGCUCAGUGCCACUGGGACAGCUGUGAGUACCAGGGAACGGUCUCGCUUUUCCAGCAGGCAGCAGACACACAUGGGUAUUUCCGCUCUUGGUAUUCCCCUGUUUUUAUGCUGUGUGUUGGUAUUUCCUCAUAUUAAAACCCUCUGGGGAUUUUGCCACAGAUCCAGUGCUUCCCUGCCCAUGUUUCUGGGCACCUCCCUGAGGCUGAUCAAGGGGAGCAGAGCUCAGAAACACAGCGGCUGGGGAGGGUCACAUCUUAGGGCCAGCAGGAUCAGUGUCUGGCUGUGGGGCUGCCAGAGCCCCUGGUCCCUCGACACUAUUCCUACUGACAGAGACAUUUCCGUCCUGCCAGCCGCAGGCAGUUUCCAGACAAAGUGGCUUCUCUGUGAAGCCCCAUGAGGCACUCACUGGCAGUGCCCACCCUCUGCUGCCUUGGGCCCCCAUGGAGCCCAAGGAUGCCUGCCCAGCACCCACGGGCAGAGAUACCUCUCUUACAGGAGCUGAACGGGGAGAAAGGUUGGACCCUUGGGCAGGACUUGGCACCCAAACUGCCCUCCCAGCUCCUGCUGGUGGGUCCCCACAACCCUUCAGCUCUUCCCCAACAGGCUCCUCUGCUCCAGGCUGAGAGGUGCUUUUGGUAGUGGGGUGGUGGGCUGGAACACCUAUUGGAGCAUCUAUUUAAUCCCUUUGGGUCCGCUGUACUGGCUGUGUCCCAUUGCAUUGUCCUGCAUACCCCCAACCUACAUGUCGUGGGGGACAGUAUGAGAGAUGGAGAACCCAUUGACAUGGUUCAACAGUAAGUGAAACACUGGUCUGUUAACAACACUGUUUUGGUCUCAAAUGCAAAACUCAGCUGCAUAUGGGCUUCUCUAAGUAGAACCAUAGAGAUUCAAAGAGUUUCAAGGGGGAAAUGAAUCCUAGCACAGAAGCUAGAAGGACUCAUUGAGAAAAAUUUAGCUAUGACAGGGGAAGGGGAUAAAACAGGGAUCACCAGUAAGUGCCUGGGGGAACAAUGCUGAAGCUGGGGGUGAGGCAGAUGUCUCAUCUGAAAUGCGUCUACACCAAUGAAUGCAGCAUGGGCAAAAAACAGGAGGAGCUGGAAGCGACUGUGAGACAGGCUAACCCUGACCUAGUUGCUGUAAUGAAGCAUGGUAGGAUCACUCCCAUGACUGGAGUACUGUGAUAGACGGCUACAAGUUCUUCAGAAGGGAUUGACAAGGAAGGAAAAGUGGUGGUAUUGCUCUUUAUAUUAGAGUGUUUUGAUGUUGAAGCGCUUGGGGUUGGGAAUGGUAGAGUGUCAGUGGAUAAGAAUGAGGGGAAAGGCCUGUAGGGGUGACAUCUUGGUGGGGGUCCGUUAUAUGAUCGUAUGACCAGACUGGUAGACGAGGGAAGGGCUGUUGAUGUAGUCUACUGAGACUUCAGCAAAGCCUUUGACACGGUCUCCCACAGUAUUCUCCUGGGGAAACUGGCUGCCCGUGGCCUGGACAGGUAUAUUCUUGUCUGGGUAAAGAACUGGCUGGAGGGCCGUGCCCAGCGGGUUUUGAUGAAUGGAGUUAAGUCCAGCUGGCAUCCCAUUACAAGUGGCAUCUCCCAGGGCUUGGUACUGGGGCCUUUCUUGUUUAAUAUCUUUAUUGAUGACCUAGAUGAGGGGAUUGAGUGUACCCUCAGUAAGUUUGCAGACGACACCAAGUUGGGAGGUAGUGUCGAUCUGCCUGAGGGUAAGGUGGCCCUUCAGAGGGAUCAGAAUAGGCUGGGAUGAGGCUAAUAGGAUGAGGUUUAACAAGGCCAAGCACCAGGUCCUGCACUUUGGCCACAACAACCCCAUGCAAUGCUGCAGGCUUGGGACAGAGUAGCUGAAGACUGUGAAGAGAAAAGGUACCUGGGAGUGUUGAUCAAUGCUCGGCUGAACAUGAGCUGGCAGUGUGCUUAGGUGCCCAAGAACGCCAACGGUAUCCUGGCCUGUAUUAGAAAUAGUGUAGCCAGCAGGAGCAGGGAGGUGAUCAUCCCCCUUUACUCAGCUGUGGUGAGGCCACACCUGCAGUACUGUGUUCAGUUUUGGGCCUCUCACUACGAGAAGGACAUUGAGGCACUGGAGCACGUCUAGAGAAGGUCAACAAAACUGGUGAGGGGUCUGGAGCACAAUUCCCAUGAGGAGUGGCUGAGGGAGCUGGAAUUGUUUAGUCUGGAGAAGAGGAGGCUCAUGGGAGACCUCAUUGCACUCUACAACUUCCUGAAGGGAGGUUCUGAUGAGGAGGGGUCGGCCUCUUCUCUCAGAUAACUAAUGAUAGGUCUCAAGGAAAUGACCACAAGUUGCGCCUGGGGAGAUUUGGAUUAGAUAUCAGAAAAAACUUUUUCUCUCAAAGAGUGAUCAGGCACUGGAACAGCCUGCCCAAGGAGGUGGUGGAGUCACCGUCCCUGGCAGUGUCCAAGAAGCACCUGGACGAGGUGCUACGAGGUAUGUUUUAGUAGCUUAGGGGGUAGUAUUAGUGAUAGGAGGAUGGUUGGACUAGAUGGUCUUGUAGGUUCUUUCCAACCCUGUGUUUUUAUGAUUCUAUGACUCUAUGACUAAUGGUAACAAGUAAUGUGUUUGGGGUUUGUCUUCAAGUUAGGAAAUGAGGUUGGGGAUUAGAGCAAUGGAUGCCUUUCAGGGUGAGAGAGAGCAUUAAGGGUAGCACGAGAUUUUUGGGUUACUAGUUAGAAAUAUUACCAGGACAUAACAUGAAGAUUGUCCCAGUGAGUGUUGCAGCAGCAGCAGCCUUACCUGAACCCCUCUUACCUCUUCAAAAUCUUUCCUUACUGUUAGCCAAGACCCUCUUCUCUCUCCCAAAUCACCCAUGUUUAUUCACCCAGCUUUCCCCUGGCCUCCCCAAAUGUGUCACCACGUUGGGGGCAGCUUUCUGAUGGCCUUUAUGACCUCAGAGGCUCUGCCUCCCUGCUGUUGGCCAGCCAGGGGCUGGGACAGAAGUGACCUCACAGCCAGCAUCCACAGGGCUACAAGGAGCUGUUGUGCUCAGGAGGCCUCUUCCCAGCCACCCCAGGAGCAGAGGGUGCAGGGGAUGCCCUGCACAAUCCCUCAGGUACUCUGCCUGCCAACCAGCUCGUGCUUCAGAAGACGUCCCACACGUCCUGAUUCAUGUUUCCCUCUUUGGACCUUCAGCUCCUCCAGGAUUUCUUUAGAGGAAAUUGCCACCUUUGUAUGGACAAGUGAAUCAAGCACUGAAUGUUUGUUUAAGAGAAACAUCGAGAACUUGGCAGAGAAAUAUUGUAAGAGCUGAAAAAUUCCUUCAGGUCGAUUCUCAGGGGACAUUAUCCUCUAAGGGAAAUGAAACUAAGAAACCAUUUGUC